AUGGAGUUUGAUUAUUUAUUCACAGUGUCAGACAGCACUGUUCCAGGCAGUGUAAUAUUCCCACUGUCUUGUGUUGCCUUUCUUCCCAUCCCCCUGGCAAAUGUCACAUGUACAGACCCCAAAACCAACAACACUACACUGACCCAAGAACUUCAUGACAGAUUGGAUCGGUUCCUUCAGGUUCAUAGGAAAUGCUACUCCCUCUGCUUGGCACCACUGCACGGCAGUCCAGAGAAACAUGCCUUUGCUCUGAUACAGAAAGAGUACUUAGACAGUCGCUUGGAGAUGUUAAAAGUUCACAACAAUGCAGAGGCUGUGAAAUGUAUGGUUACAAUUGCAAAGUCCUUGUGCAAGCCAACAGGAGACCUACUGUCAGAGCGCCUUAAUGCUGUAAUAAACGACCAGUUGGGGGUAAGCCACAUUACCACUGCCCUGAGACAGCUUGGACUCAACGUACAUGAAUGUCAGGUGGUUGAGGACCGACUGGGAAACAUGAAGCGUGUUGCCAUGGCGACCAGGGAUGAGCUAUUGGACUGCAGCCUUGACUCAACAACUGUUGACCGUCUAUACACGUUUUUUCACUGAUAAAAUAUUACCAGCAAAAAGGUAAUUGAGUCUUGAGAGUAUGUAAAACAUUGCAAAGAGUCUUCCAUUGUUCAUGGGACUUACAC
Molecule: messenger RNA, 671 nt
Organism: Mya arenaria
Lineage: Eukaryota; Metazoa; Mollusca; Bivalvia; Myida; Myidae
Product: protein SPO16 homolog
Exons: 8
Coding region: 1-585 (194 amino acids)
Biological process (GO): reciprocal meiotic recombination; synaptonemal complex assembly
Cellular component (GO): chromosome
Source: RefSeq, a predicted model, not a curated record